AUGGAGCUGCUGUCCAAUGCCCCGGUGCACCGCUCCGUGCCGGACAGGUACGUCUUCCCACCCGACAAGCGCCCCGCCCUGCUCUCCGACGACCACAGCCCAGACGUUGCCUUCCCGGUCAUCGAUCUACACGGCGGCCGCCUCCCCGUUUCCGACGAUCACCGUCACCAGGUUGCCGCCGAGAUCAUCCGGGCCGGCAAGGAGUAUGGCUUCUUCCAGGUGGUGAACCACGGCGUGGGGGAGGGUGUGGUGCGGGGGUUCCGGGAGGCGGCGGCGGAGUUCUUCGCGAUGCUGGCGGAGGACAAGCUCCCCUACUGCUCCUACGACAUGAGCAAGCGCUUCCGGCUCGCCACCAGCACCUCCUACGACCGCGGCGAGACCCUCUACUGGCGCGACUACAUCAAGUUCCGCUGCUACCCGGCCUCCAACGAGAACGCGCGCCACUGGCCGUCCAAGCCGCCGAACUUCACGCCAAGCCUCAUCGAGUACUCGGCGGCAGUGCACGAGCUGGCCCAGACCAUCCUCUGUCUGAUCGCUGAGGGGCUGGGCCUCGACGGCGGCUUCUUCGCCGGCGACCUCAGCGGCGGCGACACGCACAUGAGCGUCAACUACUACCCGCCGUGCCCUGACCCAACCGUCACGAUGGGCCUGCUCGCGCACUGCGACCGUCACCUCCUCACCGUGCUUUCCCAGGCUGAUGUCGCUGGGCUCCAGGCAAGGCACGGUGACAGGUGGCUCCUCGUCCACCCCAUCCCCGGCGCAUUCGUCGUCAACUUCGGCCACCAGAUGGAGAUCGUCACCAAUGGGGUGCUGGCCAGCGUGGAGCACCGCGCCGUCACCAACUCCGCUGUGGCGAGGAUGUCGGUGGCCACGCACGUGCACCCCACAGACGGGUGCCGCAUCAGACCGGCGUCAGAGAUGGUGCACGAGGCGAUGAAUCCAGCCAAGUACAGGGAAUUUGCUUUCAGCGAAUUCAUGGAGGCAUAUGACGCGGCCGACGCCAGCAGGGAGGAAGUGCUCCAGUCCUUCAAGAUCUGCCAUGACUAG
Molecule: messenger RNA, 1047 nt
Organism: Triticum turgidum subsp. durum (durum wheat)
Lineage: Eukaryota; Viridiplantae; Streptophyta; Magnoliopsida; Poales; Poaceae
Source: the annotation of a GenBank genome assembly